AUGAAGCCCAUGGUCCAUCAAGAUACCUGGUUCCUCCGGAUCACGCCCCCGGAGUCCGACGCACCCGCGACUGCUGCUCCCACUGUUCGCUGGGAGCGUCGCAAGAAGCCCGCCAACUCCCCCAACCCGCCUCGAGCCGGUGCCACCAUGGCGUACCACAAGGGACGUGGUAUCAUGUUUGGCGGUGUCCAUGAUGUGGAACUUAGCGAAGAGGGUAUUGACAGCGAGUUCUUCGAUACUCUGUUCGCUUGGAAUACCGAUAGGAAUCGCUUUUUCCCAUUGAGUCUUCGUCGCCCACGAGCUCCGGGUAAGAAGCAACUAGCCAACCAGGCAUCUAAAUCCCGGGACCGUAGCAAGGCCGACGAAGAGGAGCUGUUGCAGAACCUGAAAGCGUUGGAAGCGAAAGGCGGCAUCAAUAACCAGGAUGAUGAUGAAAUGGAUCUGAGGACGCCGAAGCAGGAUGAAGAGCCUGCUCAGCCGGAGAAGCCGUCUGUCGUGCGCUUUGAGAUGCCCCACCGUCGCUUCAAUGCUCAUCUGGCGGUUCAAGACGACACUCUGUUCAUUUUCGGUGGAACCUUCGAGAAGGGAGACCGCGAAUUCACGUUCAAUGAUAUGUACUCGAUCGACUUAGUCAAGCUCGACGGUGUCAAGGAGAUCUUCUACAACGAACCGGAAAACUGGCACCUUCUCAACGAGGCCGAGAGCGACGAUGAGAUGGACGAAGAUGACGAGGAGGAUGACGAGGAGGAAGAGGAAGAUGAAAUGUCUGUGGACAAUGCCUCCCCCGCUCCUACGGAAGUCACCGUGCCGUCCGUGACUCAAGAAAUGGAGCAGCUGGAAGUUGAGGAGCCGGAAGGCGAGCCAUCCGUACAGGAUAGCAGACCUCUUCCUCGACCGUUCGAGAGCUUGCGCGAGUUCUUCAGCCGUACCUCCGAGGAGUGGCAGAAGAUUUUGCUUGAGACCCUGCGGGAGAAGGGCCUGGCGGCUGAAAAGAAUAUCAAAGAGCUGCGCAAGGAUGCGUUCAACAUUGCCGAGGAGAGAUGGUGGGAUAGCAGAGAAGAGAUCAUGGCUUUGGAAGAUGAACAAGAAGCGUCAGGAAUUGGCGAAGUGGUCAGCAUUGCUGACCGGGGUGAGAAUGUUGGAGGUGCUGGAAGACGCCGAUAG
Messenger RNA from Aspergillus melleus, 1164 nucleotides. Its product is annotated as putative Kelch repeats protein. Lineage: Eukaryota; Fungi; Ascomycota; Eurotiomycetes; Eurotiales; Aspergillaceae. Gene Ontology annotation, molecular function: protein binding. The coding region runs from base 1 to 1164 and encodes 387 amino acids. The record is from RefSeq and is a predicted model, not a curated record. The transcript has a single exon.